UUAGGAAGAAACAUGAGGUUCUCUUGGAGACUAUUCAAGAGGAAGAUGGAAGGGGCCGCUUAAAAGAGAUUAAAAGCUGCAGACCGCAAGACUGGGGCCAGAGGGCUGGCAGUGGAAAACCCUACUGGGUUGUGACCUCUCUCUGAAAAGUUCUACGUGCCUUUUUGCUUCCUGCAAAAGAAAAGAAGAGAAGGAAAAGACCAUGUCCAUAGCCUUGAAGCAGGUGUUCAACAAGGACAAGACCUUCCGGCCCAAGAGGAAAUUUGAACCUGGCACACAGAGGUUUGAGCUCCACAAACGGGCUCAGGCGUCCCUCAACUCAGGUGUGGACCUGAAGGCGGCUGUGCAGCUGCCCAGUGGGGAGGACCAGAACGACUGGGUGGCAGUGCACGUCGUAGACUUCUUCAAUAGGAUCAACCUCAUCUACGGCACCAUCUGUGAGUUCUGUACCGAGCAGACCUGCCCUGUGAUGUCAGGGGGCCCCAAAUAUGAGUAUCGGUGGCAGGAUGACCUCAAGUACAAGAAGCCAACUGCCCUACCAGCUCCCCAGUACAUGAACCUCCUUAUGGAUUGGAUCGAGGUCCAGAUCAACAAUGAGGACAUAUUUCCAACAUGUGUGGGUGUCCCCUUCCCAAAGAACUUCCUUCAGAUCUGCAAGAAGAUCCUGUGCCGCCUUUUCCGAGUCUUUGUCCACGUCUACAUCCACCACUUUGACCGGGUCAUUGUGAUGGGCGCGGAAGCCCAUGUCAACACCUGCUACAAGCACUUCUAUUACUUCGUCACAGAAAUGAACCUCAUAGACCGCAAGGAGCUAGAGCCUUUGAAAGAGAUGACGAGCAGGAUGUGUCACUAACGCCCCACGUCCCCUUUGGAAGACAGAGGAAAGCUCUUCCCCCCUGGAGCCCUGUGCCGCAGGAGGGAGCCCUCCCCCAGCCAAAAUGGCACCUGCUUCCAGGAGCAGGAAAGGUGGAGAGGAGCGGUGAUUCCUGAGAGAUUCCUGAGAGACGUUCCCCACUCACCCCGUGUGCUCUUAACCCUCUGAGUGCUGCUAGCCACGGCCUGUGGACCUGUCUGACCACGGAGUGCGGGGAAGGACCGCCCCUCCCCCUGCUGGCUCUCAAGUGCCCUGAGGAAGCCUCUGCACUUACGUGUGCGUCACAGUCUGCCUGUGACCUGCCGCCUAAGCUUUACGGAAUUCAGGUUUUGAGACUGAGACACUUACUUGUACUUUCCCACUCCUGUCUUGUCAACUGGCCGACUUUUCUGUACCGUGUCUUCUAAAUACCGGGUGAAUUUUGGAACUCUGGUUGAGCAGCAAGUUUGUCUAUAACAAGCCUUCCUUUCUGGUCUUUGAAAGCGUCCACCCUGGUCUCAUUCUAUGGUUUAACUUCCUGCAGGACCAUGAAGCCUUGAAGAGAUCUGAGACCCCCACACUGCAGCCUCAGCAAGAAUUCCCUAAGAGGCAGUUUUAUCAGGGAUCUCCCAUGACCCCAGACAAACCUUAACUAUGGGGAAGGGCCUGGCUGCUAGCAUAAAGCUGAUGGGUUAGCAGUUAACUCUGAAUAGAAUGUGCUUUUUUAAUAGCCACACCAUUCCUUGUCUCUUCUGUUCAAUUUUUCUUCCUGUUUCCCAGAAGAGAGGAAUAAAAGGAAGUUAUAAAUGACCAAGAAUGAUCAGCAAAAGCUCUGAGCCAGAUUAGUGCAGUGUUUGUUCUUGAGCAAAGGGUAGGGAGUUCUGGCUAUCUCUACAUAAUACUGAAAUUUCAGUGAAAAAAAAUUAAAUAAGUGCCAUUGGCUCUUUGGUACACGUAGCUCAGACACCCAGCUCAUUGGCUUGUCACCUUCCCAGCUGGCCCUCUGAGCUCCUACGUCCAGCCCGUGUCUUCUUUCUCUUCCUCUGCACACCCCCUCCUCGACCGUAUUAUUUUAGGGCACAGAAUUAAUUUCUGCCCCUAUGAUUGUGCCACAGUUGCCAAGGCAACCGUGUAACUGGAGCUAACGUCCUUCUUCCAUUCCUUCCCAGUUUUCCUAUUCCAGUAAACAGAAUAACACAUUCUGUGCUACGUCCUGCCUUUUGAAACCCAAGUGAGUCUUAGCUGAAGAAACGUUGCCUUCUCUGCUGCAUUCACGGAACUGGUGGUGGUCACGGGAGCCUGUGAUCCGAGGGUGAUAAUACUCCGGCGAUCUUUGGAAUCUGACAAAAUAGCCGUUGGUGGAGGGAAGUAGAUAAGAAUGUAUUAGUGCAUUUUAAUGUAACACCGAUUAAAGAAUAACUAAACAA
Molecule: messenger RNA, 2280 nt
Organism: Hyaena hyaena (striped hyena)
Lineage: Eukaryota; Metazoa; Chordata; Mammalia; Carnivora; Hyaenidae
Gene: MOB3B
Product: MOB kinase activator 3B
Exons: 3
Coding region: 203-853 (216 amino acids)
Biological process (GO): positive regulation of protein phosphorylation; signal transduction
Cellular component (GO): nucleus; cytoplasm
Molecular function (GO): protein kinase activator activity
Source: RefSeq, a predicted model, not a curated record